Messenger RNA from Sesamum indicum (sesame), 2684 nucleotides. Its product is annotated as receptor-like protein 47. Lineage: Eukaryota; Viridiplantae; Streptophyta; Magnoliopsida; Lamiales; Pedaliaceae. Gene Ontology annotation, molecular function: protein binding. The record is from RefSeq and is a predicted model, not a curated record.
GCUCAUAUUCGUGCAGCCUUCCUUCUCUAUGGGAAUUUCUUUGUAUUCUCAGUGUUUCUUCUGCUUCAUCUUCAUACUUUCAAUGUUUUGCAUAACUAAUUGUUUCAUUCCAAAUGCUUACAGCCAAUGCCUGCAGGAUCAAAGAAGUUUGUUGCUUCAACUGAGGAAUGAUCUUAGAAUCGAUAGCACUCAAUCAUUAAAACUGGUGCUCUGGAAUCAGACUCAAGAUUGUUGCAACUGGGACGGUGUGGAAUGUGAUGGUGCCGGGCAUGUGAUCAGUUUGCAGCUCGAUUGGGAGGGAAUUUCGGGUGGGAUUCAUAAUAUGUCAAGUCUUUUUGCCCUUAGAUACCUGGAGAAGCUAAACUUGGCUAAGAAUGACUUUGGAGGUCAGAUUCCAGGUGGGAUUAUCAACCUCAAACAUUUGACGUAUUUGAAUUUAUCAGGUGCUGGUUUUGGUGGACAGGUUCCAAUUGAAGUUUCACUAAUGAGGAGAUUGGUCACUCUCGAUCUCUCAUACAACGGUCUAGAAAUUGAGAAUCCGAAUUUGAAGAUGCUUCUUCAGAAUCUAACCGGGCUAAGAGAGCUUUAUCUCGAUGGCGUGCAUAUGUCGUCAGCAGUUCUUAAUUUCUUUGCUAACUUCUCACAUCUGACUACCUUGUCUUUCAGUGACUGUGAUUUAAGAGGCUCAUUCCCUUAUAUGAUCUUCCAAAUACCUACCCUAGAGAAUCUUGAUUUAUCCGAAAAUGAGUUACUCACUGGCUCCAUACCACAAUUUCAUCGAAAUGCAUCUCUUAGGACUAUGUUGCUUCUUCAUACUAACUUCUCAGGCCCAUUACCAAAUUCUAUUGGUAAUCUUAGCAUGUUAUCAAAAAUAAGUAUGCACCGUUGCAGCUUCACUGGACCUAUUCCAUCCACGAUUUUUACCCUAACUGGGCUAAUUCAUGUGGACUUAUCCAGGAACUUCUUCACCGGUUCAAUCCCAUCAUUUUACAUGUCCAAGAACCUUCAAUUUGUAGACCUUAGUCAUAAUUCACUUAGUGGGAGCAUUCCCAAGUCUCUCUUUAGUCUUCCUUCACUACAAACACUUAAACUUUCCAACAACCAGUUAGCCUUAGCUUCUUGUAAGCUACAUAAUUUUUCUGAUCUUACAAACCAACACAGGCUGGAGUUGUUGGACCUCUCAAACAACCGGAUAAUUGGGGAGGUACCAAAUUGGAUUUGGGAAAUUGGAAAUGGAACACUUGCCUAUUUGGAUCUUUCAUCGAAUCUAUUGGUUAGUCUGCAGAAGCCAUAUCACUUUCCUAGUUCACUUAGAUAUCUGGACUUACACUCAAACCUACUCCAGGGUGAGUUGCCCCCUCUACCCCAAGAUGCUAACUAUAUAGAUUACUUGUCUCUUGCAAACAAUAGCCUAAGUGGAGCUAUUCCGAAAUCCUUUUGCAAUGCUACUCAACUUUUAGUUCUUGACUUGUCUACUAAUAAAUUGAGUGGGAGCAUAUCGCCUUGUUUGGUGGAAAAAGUUGAGAAACUUGCGGUGUUGAAUCUUUGGGGGAACAACAUCAGUGGCUAUAUACCGGAUACAUUUUCUGUCAAUUGUCGUCUACAAAUUUUGGAUAUGAGUAUGAACUAUUUAGAAGGGAGGCUCCCAAUGUCCCUGGCCAAUUGCAAAUGGUUACAGGUCUUGGAUGUCGGAAACAACAACAUCAAUGAUGGUUUCCCAUGCAUGCUGCCAUCUAGCUUGCGUAUCCUCAUCUUACGCUCCAACAGAUUCCAUGGACAAGUGAGAUGUAGCAGAAGCUGGACAGAUCUCCAAAUCAUUGAUAUCGGUUCUAACAAUUUUACUGGUUAUCUGUACACAAAGAGCUUCUGGGGAAUGAUGCUAGAAAAGGAUGCGCGCCUAGAAAGUGAAAAUAACCUGGGGAUUUCGAGUGGUUUUGAAUACAACCUGGGGAUGCACGACAAAACGUUUGGAUUUGGUUUUGAAUACAAUUUGGGCACAAAUCUGGGCACAGUGAAGAUUUUGACAAUCUUUACAGUUAUUGAUUUCUCUUGCAAUAAUUUCCAAGGGGAGAUACCAGAUGCAAUCGGUGAUCUUAGAUCUCUUCUCGUUCUCAACUUAUCCCACAAUACUUUUGUAGGAACAAUUCCAAAAUCACUGGGUAAGUUGACGUAUAUUGAGUCAGUCGACCUCUCAACCAACCAGCUAACAGGGGAAAUACCAAAAGAGCUUACACGCCUCACAUUCCUUGCAAUCUUGAAUCUAUCCCACAAUCAGUUGAUCGGGCCAAUCCCAAGCGGCCCUCAGUUUCGAACAUUUUCAACAGAUUCCUUCCAAGGAAACAUAGGGCUAUGUGGUUUCCCUCUCAACAUAAGUUGCAGGCAUGCAGGCGAAGACGACAACGUGCCACCGCCUAAUCCACAUCAAAAGGACGAGGCCAUCAAUUGGGAUUAUGUAUCUGUUGCACUUGGGUAUGUUGUUGGCUUAGGAAGCAUUCUCUGGCUGUUUUUCUUUAGUCGAAGCUUCAAAUACAAGUUCAAUGAUCAGACUGAGCAAACAUUUCAAAAGAUAUUUAACUCCAAAGACAGGAAAAUAGUACAUAGAGGAAGAACAAAUAGAAGACGCCAAUGCUGAAACUAUACAUCAGAGUAAGGAAAUUAGCCAUAAAUGUUAUGUAUGAUAUUCA